GAGGGCCUCCCGUCACUGGCAGAGGAGGAGAGGGCCACCCAUCACUGGCUGAGGAGGAGAGGGCCACCCAUCACUGGCUGAGGAGGAGAGGGCCUCCCAUCACUGGCUGAGGAGGAGAGGGCCUCCCAUCACUGGCUGAGGAAGAAGAAGGCCACCCAGCACUGGCUGAGGAAGGAGAGGGCCGCCCAUCACUGGCAGAGGAAGGAGAGGGCCACCCAUCACUGGCAGAGGAAGGAGAGGGCCACCCAUCACUGGCAGAGGAAGGAGAGGGCCACCCAUCACUGGCAGAGGAAGGAGAGGACCUCCCAUCACUGGCUGAGGAAGGAGAGGAGUCACUGUGUCAACAGACAGACGCACAGACAUGGCUCUGACAGACAAACACAAAGUGAAGAGACAGAGACUAGACAGGAUCUGUGAAGGUAUCCGGCCCCAGAUCAUGAACGGGCCGAUGCACCCUCGCCCCUUAGUGGCCCUGCUGGACGGGCGUGACUGCACCGUGGAGAUGCCCAUCCUAAAAGACCUGGCCACCGUCGCCUUCUGUGACGCACAGUCCACACAGGAGAUACACGAGAAGGUGUUGAACGAGGCGGUAGGGGCCAUGAUGUACCACACCAUCACUCUGACCAGAGAGGACCUAGAGAAGUUCAAGGCUCUACGCAUCAUCAUCCGCAUCGGCAGCGGCUACGACAACAUCGACAUCAAGGCGGCCGGAGAGCUGGGUGUAGCAGUCUGUAACAUCCCGUCGGCUUGCGUGGAGGAGACAACGGACUCCACCAUGUGUCACAUCCUCAACCUGUACCGACGAAACACCUGGUUGUACCAGGCUCUCCGGGAGGGCACGCGGGUCCAGAGCGUGGAGCAGAUCAGAGAGGUGGCGUCCGGAGCGGCACGCAUCCGUGGGGAGACACUGGGCCUUAUAGGCUUCGGUCGUUCGGGUCAGGCGGUGGCGGUGCGGGCCAAGGUGUUUGGCUUCACCGUGAUCUUCUACGACCCCUACCUGCAGGACGGCUUGGAGCGUUCCCUGGGCGUCCAGCGCGUCUACACCCUACAAGACCUGCUCUACCAGUCAGACUGCGUGUCUCUGCACUGCAACCUCAACGAACACAACCACCAUCUCAUCAACGACUUCACCAUCAAACAGAUGCGUCAGGGAGCGUUCCUGGUGAAUGCAGCGCGGGGAGGGCUGGUGGAUGAGAAGGCCCUGGCUCAGGCCCUGAAGGAGGGGAGGAUACGUGGCGCUGCCCUGGACGUGCACGAGAUAGAACCCUUCAGUUUUGCUACAGGCCCUCUGAAGGAUGCUCCCAACCUGAUCUGUACACCACACACAGCCUGGUACAGUGAACAGGCUUCUCUGGAGAUGAGAGAGGCAGCUGCCACCGAGAUACGAAGAGCCAUCAGCGGCCGCAUCCCUGACAGCCUAAGAAACUGUGUGAAUAAGGAGUUCUUUGUGACCACAGGACCGUGGGCAGUAAUGGACCAGCAAGGUGUCCACCCAGAGCUCAAUGGCACCGCCUACAGGUACCCGCCGGGCAUGAUGGGCAUGGCUCCAGGGGUGAUCCCGGGUGGCUUAGAGGGGAUGGUGCCAGGGGGGGUACCAAUCGCCCAUACCCUGCCCUCUGGUACCCACCCGUCCCAGGCCCCCUCGCCCAACCAGCCAGCCUCCAAACACUGUCACGGAGAGACCAGAGAGCACCUUACCGAGCAAUAGCACCCUGACCGCCAGCAUAACAGC
Molecule: messenger RNA, 1732 nt
Organism: Oncorhynchus mykiss (rainbow trout)
Lineage: Eukaryota; Metazoa; Chordata; Actinopteri; Salmoniformes; Salmonidae
Source: RefSeq, a predicted model, not a curated record